AUGGGCAACGCGGGGAGCGUGGACUCGCAGCAGACGGAGUUCAGGGCGCACAGCGUGCCCCUCAAGCUGCCCAUGCCCGAGCCCGGUGAGCUGGAGGAGCGCUUCGCCGUCGUCCUGAAUGCGAUGAACUUGCCGCCCGACAAAGCCCGGCUGCUGCGGCAGUACGACAACGAGAAGAAGUGGGAGCUCAUCUGUGACCAGGAAAGAUUUCAAGUGAAGAAUCCUCCACAUACAUACAUCCAGAAGUUGAAAGGCUAUCUGGACCCGGCUGUAACCAGGAAGAAAUUCAGAAGACGAGUCCAAGAGUCUACUCAAGUACUCAGAGAACUGGAAAUUUCUUUAAGAACAAAUCACAUUGGAUGGGUCAGGGAGUUCCUGAAUGAAGAAAACAAAGGCCUGGAUGUUCUGGUGGAGUACUUGUCGUUUGCACAGUAUGCAGUCACGUUUGACUUUGAAAGUUUGGAGAACAAUGUGGAAAACUCGAUGGACAAGUCCAAACCUUGGAGCCGAUCUAUUGAGGACCUGCACAGAGGCAGUAAUUUACCCUCGCCUGUUGGCAACAGCAUUUCCCGCUCUGGCAGACAUUCGACUUUACGGUAUAACACCUUGCCAAGCCGAAGAACACUAAAAAAUUCCAGAUUAGUGAGUAAAAAAGAUGAUGUUCAUGUCUGCAUCAUGUGUUUGCGGGCCAUAAUGAAUUACCAGUAUGGAUUCAAUAUGGUCAUGUCGCAUCCACAUGCCGUUAAUGAAAUUGCACUAAGUUUGAACAACAAGAAUCCCAGGACAAAGGCCCUUGUCUUAGAACUUUUAGCAGCUGUUUGCCUCGUCAGAGGAGGACAUGAAAUCAUUUUAUCCGCGUUCGAUAACUUUAAGGAGGUGUGUGGAGAGAAACAGCGCUUUGAGAAGCUGAUGGAGCACUUCCGAAAUGAAGACAACAAUAUAGACUUUAUGGUGGCCUGCAUGCAGUUCAUCAACAUCGUUGUCCACUCGGUGGAGGACAUGAACUUCAGAGUCCACCUGCAGUACGAAUUUACAAAGCUUGGCCUGGACGAGUACUUGGAUAAACUGAAACACACGGAGAGCGACAAACUGCAGGUGCAAAUUCAAGCUUACCUGGAUAACGUUUUUGAUGUGGGAGCUUUACUGGAGGAUGCUGAAACCAAGAAUGCAGCCCUGGAAAGAGUUGAAGAACUGGAAGAAAACAUUUCCCAUUUAUCUGAAAAACUCCAAGAUACGGAGAAUGAAGCCAUGGCGAAGAUUGUGGAACUGGAAAAACAACUUAUGCAAAGAAACAAAGAACUAGAUGUGAUUCGGGAAAUCUACAAAGAUGCAAAUACCCAGGUUCACACCUUGAGAAAAAUGGUGAAAGAAAAAGAAGAAGCCAUCCAGCGACAGUCAACGCUGGAGAAAAAGAUCCAUGAACUGGAGAAGCAGGGAACCAUUAAGAUCCAGAAGAAAGGUGAUGGUGACAUCUCUAUCCUUCCUGUUGCUCUGGCCUCUGGGAUGGUGCCGGCAGGCUCAGAGGCUGUGGCUGGCACAUGUGUCGCACCGGUUGCUGGAGCUGCAUCUUCAGUACCAUUGCCACCACCUCCGCCACCAUUACCUGCCUUAGCAGCGGCAUCUGAGGCAGUGCAAAACGGUCCUGUGUUGGUGCCGAUGCCACCUCCACCGCCACCUCCACCACCGCCUCCACCACCACCACCACCGCCUCCUCUCCCAGGUCCAUCUUUGGAGACGGCUCCUGCGGCUCCGCUGCCCCCACCGCCCCCGCCAUCGGCACCCCCCCUGCCCGGGACAGCCUCUCCCACCGUGGUGUUCAACUCAGGGCUUGCAGCUGUGAAAAUCAAGAAGCCGAUCAAGACCAAGUUCCGCAUGCCGGUGUUCAACUGGGUCGCUCUCAAACCCAACCAGAUCAAUGGGACGGUCUUCAACGAAAUAGAUGACGAAAGGAUCCUGGAGGAUUUAAAUGUGGAUGAAUUUGAAGAAAUAUUCAAAACAAAAGCCCAAGGUCCAGCCAUUGAUCUUACUUCAAGCAAGCAAAAGAUAACUCAGAAAGGGUCAAACAAAGUCACGUUACUGGAUGCCAACAGGGCCAAAAAUCUUGCCAUUACUUUAAGAAAAGCUGGAAAGACAGCAGAUGAAAUAUGCAAAGCUAUUCACGUGUUUGACCUAAAAACGUUGCCUGUGGAUUUUGUUGAAUGCCUCAUGCGGUUCCUGCCCACCGAGAAUGAAGUGAAAGUGCUGCGGCUCUACGAGCGGGAAAGGAAACCCAUCGAGAACCUGUCCGACGAAGACCGGUUCAUGAUGCAGUUCAGCAAGAUUGAGAGGCUGAUGCAGAAGAUGACCAUCAUGGCAUUUAUAGGCAACUUUGCAGAAAGCAUCCAGAUGCUGACCCCGCAACUUCACGCAAUAAUAGCUGCAUCUGUCUCAAUAAAGUCAUCCCAAAAGCUUAAGAAAAUACUGGAGAUAAUCUUGGCUCUUGGAAACUACAUGAACAGCAGUAAACGAGGAGCUGUGUAUGGAUUUAAGCUACAGAGUUUAGACCUGCUCCUAGAAACCAAGUCAACAGACCGAAAGCAGACCCUGCUGCACUAUAUUUCUAAUGUGGUCAAGGAGAAGUACCAGCACGUAUCCCUCUUCUACAACGAACUUCAUUACGUGGAGAAGGCUGCCGCAGUGUCUCUUGAAAACGUCCUCUUGGACGUGAAGGAGCUGCAGAGGGGCCUGGAUCUGACGAAGCGCGAGUACACCAUGCAUGACCACAACACGAUGCUGAAGGAGUUCAUUCAGAACAACGAAGGGAAGCUAAAGAAACUGCAGGACGAUGCCAAAAUAGCCCAGGAUGCCUUUGAUGAUGCUGUGAAGUACUUUGGGGAGAAUCCCAAGACGACACCCCCCUCGGUCUUUUUCCCAGUGUUUGUCCGGUUUGUGAAGGCCUACAAGCAAGCAGAAGAAGAGAAUGAGUUGAGAAAAAAGCAGGAACAGGCCUUAAUGGAAAAACUUAUGGAGCAAGAAGCAUUGAUGGAGCAGCAGGACCAAAAGUCUCCUUCACAUAAAACAAAGAGACAGCAGCAAGAGCUGAUUGCAGAGCUCAGACGGCGGCAAGUCAAGGAUAACAGGCAUGUGUACGAAGGGAAGGAUGGUGCUAUUGAAGAUAUUAUAACAGUGCUGAAGACUGUGCCCUUUACCGCUCGAACCGCCAAGCGGGGCUCUCGGUUUUUCUGCGAACCUGUUCUCACUGAGGAAUUCCAUUACUAAACUAUUCCUCUUUCACAUCUGAUGCUCUUAGAAAAAAGAAAGGUUGCUGUAGAUUUUUGACACUUCUCCAUUUGUACGGAUCUCAGCCAGGAUCAUGUGAAUGUUGAGUGUAUAGUAAUGUCCAGCGUCCACCUGAAAGUUGUAUUUAUGUCAUCUCUGUUGCAUGUUCUCGUGGUUCAGUAACUUUUUAUUCCAUCCCAUCGACUUUGCGCUUGAUGCUUUUGGCCAUCUUUGCGUUUCAAAGGCAUCUCUCGCCCUCCUGACAAAUGGCAUAGAACAGCAAGUGGUGGAAGUCACGGCAGAUUUGGUGCAGGUUUCAUACAGUUCACAAGACUUGGGAGACCAAAUGCAGUCAUAAAGUGACAGUUCACUUGCCUUUUCUAUGUCAUCUCUUCCGGCCUGCAGAUCGUUUCUCUGUAUGCCGAUCUGCCUAUGUAAAAUGCAUGUAAUACAUCAGCUGUAUGCCAAAGCAAAAUUACGGGCUGCAUGAACUAAGUGGGACUUCCUUGGGGUUUGCUUUCUGGCUUGGAAGGGUCGUCUGUAAUAACGUACGUCCUCUGCGAGGAGUGUUUUGUUUUAGACUUUUUAACCAGCACCUGCAUGUUUGUCUGCAUGUGAGAUACGGGAUAAAAUGAACAGCGUAAGAUCUUUUCUCAUUCGGUCACAUCCAUCUUUAACAUUUUUCAGUUCCAUGCCAACUUUAUCUAAGUGAAAUCAGAGAUGUUCACUGAGCACUAACCAGUUCCAAUUCACUUGGACUUUGUGCAGUGCUGGGGUUGGGCUCGGUAGCGGCAGCGGUG
Molecule: messenger RNA, 4058 nt
Organism: Gymnogyps californianus (California condor)
Lineage: Eukaryota; Metazoa; Chordata; Aves; Accipitriformes; Cathartidae
Gene: FMNL2
Product: formin like 2
Exons: 26
Coding region: 1-3258 (1085 amino acids)
Biological process (GO): cell migration; cortical actin cytoskeleton organization; regulation of cell shape
Cellular component (GO): cytosol
Molecular function (GO): actin filament binding; small GTPase binding
Source: RefSeq, a predicted model, not a curated record